GCUCCUUACAUUGGUGGUCAGUGGGAAGAAUGCUCCUUACAUUGGUGGUCAGUGGAAAGAAUGCUCCUUACAUUGGUGAUCAGUGGGAAGAAUGCUCCUUACAUUGGUGAUCAGUGGGAAGAAUGUUCCUUACAUUGGUGGUCAGUGGGAAGAAUGCUCCUUACAUUGGUGAUCAGUGGGAAGAAUGUCCCUUACAUUGGUGGUCAGUGGGAAGAAUGCUCCUUACAUUGGUGGUCAGUGAGAAGAAUGCUCCUUACAUUGGUGAUCAGUGGGAAGAAUGUUCCUUACAUUGGUGGUCAGUGGGAAGAAUGCUCCUUACAUUGGUGAUCAGUGGGAAGAAUGUUCCUUACAUUGGUGAUCAGUGGGAAGAAUGCCCCUUACAUUGGUGAUCAGUGGGAAGAAUGCCCCUUACAUUGGUGAUCAGUGGGAAGAAUGCCCCUUACAUUGGUGGUCAGUGGGAAG
Messenger RNA from Staurois parvus, 462 nucleotides. The record is from the annotation of a GenBank genome assembly. Lineage: Eukaryota; Metazoa; Chordata; Amphibia; Anura; Ranidae.